This is a messenger RNA of Daktulosphaira vitifoliae (grape phylloxera), 1431 nucleotides long. RefSeq lists its product as uncharacterized. The record is from RefSeq and is a predicted model, not a curated record. Lineage: Eukaryota; Metazoa; Arthropoda; Insecta; Hemiptera; Phylloxeridae. The transcript has 2 exons. Bases 228 to 731 code for a protein of 167 amino acids.
AGUGAUUUAUUUUGUACAUUUAGUAGUCCAUAAAAUCACAAACUAAGAUAAAAUAUUAUUACAUAAUAUUUUAGUUCGUGAUUGGAAUGAACGAUUAAUCACAUUUCUAACAAUAAAAUUAAUAGAAACCUAAUUAAAAUAAACUGGAUUAAUGUUUUAAUAAUAUAACAAUAAUAAUCCACAGUACAAAGAAAAUUAUUGAAGUUUCAAGGCAAUAUAUUAUUAAUAUGAAUCGUAAAUUUGGUAUAAUUCCUUCUGAAGAAGCUGUCAAAAUUAAUUCUAUGCUUGAAAAACAAACUGUUCCUGAAAUUGUUCGAGAUUAUCAAAAUUUGAGUAUUAUUCCUUAUGGAGAAACUGUGUCAAUAAUAAAAUUAGGGGGAAUGAAUUUUGAUUUUAUGGAAAGAAAACAUCUUGGUCUUAUAAAGUAUGGAGAUUUUCGUGCGUUUUAUCCCAAUGAGUAUCCAGUGGCUACAGACCCUUUACAAGAUUAUACUUUUGAUGACCAAGUAACUCCAGUUAGAAUCAUUACAGAUAAAGGAACAUUUAGAGUCAGUCAUAUUCUUUGGUUCCCUUUAACCGAUAUAAUAUCCGGAAUUCUUUUAAAACAGUUUCAAAUUAAUAAAAAAUUAUUACCUAUUGAAGUUUUCAUUGAUCAAAAAAAUCAAUGGCUUUGUAAACUUUUUAAUUUAGUUGGUCAUGAUAUAAUAUCAAAUUUAAAAUCAAUAGACUAAUUUUAUUAAAAUUUCAUAUUCUAUUUCAAUUAUAACUUUACUAUUCAUGUAUAAUGAUAAUUGACUAAUUUAUGAGUAUAUAAUUAAUUAAUUUUUCUACAAAAUUAUUGUAUUUUUUAUAAUCUAAAUGAAAAUAUUAUUUGACUUCCUCUAUGUGUAGGGAUGAAAAAUUAAAAAAUCAAUAAUUUUGUGUACUAUAAGUUCUAUUAGGUUAUAUACAAAUAUAAAAAAUUGGUAUAUCUAAUUAUAACUAUUUCCAUUAAUAAUUUUUUUUACAAUCUAUAUUAUAUUGUUGUUUUCUAAAUUUCUCAUGUAAUAUUAAUUUUUUUAUUUGUUGAUUUGUUAAAAAUAUGUGUCUUAAAUUAAGAAUCUUGUUGUACGGUGUCCCAUCUAGUUGUAACAUCUUUAAUAACUUUGAUCCACUAAAAAUUUUGCAUUAUAUUAUUAUUAUUAUUUUUAAUUUGCUUCCAAUAAAAAAUUAAAAAAUAAUGUAUAAUGUUAGGAUAAGUACAAAAUAUAUUUACUGAAUCAAAAUUUAUUAAAGUGGUUAAAAUUUUGUGGGACAAUUUGUAUGUGUACUAUUUUAAGGAAGUUAGAUAAAUAGCUAGGUAAUACUUGAAAAUAGUAUUAAGGUUAUGAUGAAAUGUUUUAAAUUUUUUGUUUUAUAUUUCAAAAUAAACCUGAAUUAUAAUUUUUAUAA